UCCCUCCUUCCCUCCCUCCCUAUCUCUCUCUCUCUCCGGGCGUCGUCGGGGCCAGUGGGUGGGCCAUGUCCACGGGCUCCUUGAGCGACGCCGAGGAGCUGCCGGAGAUGGAGCUGCGAGGGCUGCAGCUGGGCUUCCCGGGGCUCCCCCGCUCCAAGCGGCGCCCCCGCGGCCAUUCCUCCGCUGCCGAGGAAGAGGAAGAGGAGGAGGAGGAGGAGGAAGAAGAAGACGAGGAUGAAGAGGAGGAAGUGGUGUCGGCCAGCAAAAAGAAGCGAGCCAAGGGAGCGGGGCUGGGAGGAGGAGGAGGAGGCGGCGGCAAAAGGCAGCUUCCUCCCUCGUCGUCGAGGGGCAGCAGCAGCGUGGGCAGCGCGUCGGCGGAGUGCAAGCAGUCCCAGCGCAACGCGGCCAACGCGCGGGAGCGGGCGCGGAUGCGGGUGCUGAGCAAGGCCUUCUCGCGCCUCAAGACCAGCCUGCCCUGGGUGCCGCCGGACACCAAGCUCUCCAAGCUCGACACCCUGCGCCUGGCCUCCAGCUACAUCGCCCACCUCCGCCAGCUGCUCCAGGAGGACCGCUACGACAAGGCCGGCUUCGUCCACCCCGUCAGCCUGACCUGGCCAUUUAUGGUUUCUGGAAGACCAGAAUCUGAUGCCAAAGAGGUUUCAGCAGCCAACAGAUUAUGUGGAACUACAGCUUAGUUCUAGUGAGGAGUGCUCUUGCUGAAUAUGACUGCAAAAACCCACUGACUUCUGUGGACGGAAACUGAAACAAAGGAACCAACUCUUCUUGUUCACUUGCAAUGAAAAAAUACACCCGAAACACAUACUAACAGAGGAGGAAAUAAGAGUUCACUGAACAUCCUGGUGGGUUUGGAAUGAUCUUUUUCAGUGUUAUGAUCUGAAGAAAACCUUUGAGGCAUUUUGACUAACAGAAGAUAUAGAGGAGGUUAACUUUGAUAGAAUUAACAGCAUGGACCAAAUUAUAGAUUGUAUGAGAUAAUCCCAAACAGUGUUAUUUGUAUACCAGAGGAAAGUGGUAUUCUAGAUUAGUGUUCAGACUCAAAUUUUAUAAUAUAUUUGACCUUAUGUUCUUGGCAGCUAUGCAAUAGUAAGACUACUUCUGUCAUUUUAGCCAACUUUUAAAAACUGAAGAUGACAAGGUGCUUCUUUAAGAUUGAAAUUAAAUUAAAUUAUUUGUAUUUACCGAUGGUGGUACUAAAUUUGCUUAGAAGAAAAAAAUGCCAGAAGUCCUUGAGAGGGUUAUGGAUUAAUGAUAGAAAGAUCACUUUGUGGGCUAAUAUUUUUGCAUCAUAUUUUUGUAUCGAAGAUAAUGCUACAGAAAACUAUCAUUUAAAGAAUUGCAUUCUGUGAAAAUGUAAUGAUGUCUUAACUUGAAGUAAGAAGAUUGUUUACUUAAGACUAGGAUUUGUAUGUUUGAUAAAAAAUGGCUUUUAACAUGGCCUGAGACUAAAUGCAUCUCAAAUAUAUUUCUCCCACACCUUUUGGCUCUAUGAAGUAGUCACUGUUAUAGUGUUCCGAUUGUGAAUGAUGUUACAAUCAAUAUUUCAAAUGUAAAUAAUUUUUAUUUUUAUACACAGCAUUAAAAGUUUUGCUUACAA
Molecule: messenger RNA, 1615 nt
Organism: Anolis sagrei ordinatus
Lineage: Eukaryota; Metazoa; Chordata; Lepidosauria; Squamata; Anolidae
Gene: MSC
Product: musculin
Biological process (GO): regulation of transcription by RNA polymerase II; skeletal muscle tissue development
Molecular function (GO): protein dimerization activity; DNA-binding transcription factor activity, RNA polymerase II-specific; RNA polymerase II transcription regulatory region sequence-specific DNA binding
Source: RefSeq, a predicted model, not a curated record